UGACCAAUUAAAGGGUAAUUCACUGAGAGGUUCCUGUGGAAGGCAAUGUUGCAUCAUGGCAAGGAAUCUAGGAGGGAAACUUGGAUUCAAGUCUGGCUUCUGAUAAUAUACAAUCCAACCAUGGGCCCCUGUGCAGAUCACUUGGCCUGUGACACCGAAUGUUACCGAGAUGCUGAGUAUUUGGUCCUGGCCAAGAGCAACCUACAGUUGUAAAGUCAGUGGUGCAGACCACUGGGUGCGGGGGCACACAAAGAAAAUGAAGACUCGUGGAACUUGGAGAGGAGUGUGGAGGUGUGUGUGGCUCACUGAAGGCCUGGGGAAAAGGUAGCAUUUGAGUUGAACUUGCAAGAAAAUUUCAGGCAGUGGAGAGGGGCAUUCUGGGUCUGAUAGAAACCUAAAGGUGUAGGCUGACCCCUGAGGGUAAAGGUCCUUAAAUUCUUGGCAGGCUGAGGAUUUGGGAUUUUUUUUUCCCCAGGGCAGCAGGGAGCUCUUGAAGACUUAUGAGCCUAGGAAGAGAAAUAAUCCACCUUAGAGGGUUGGGCAGGAAGAGACCAAGGGGACCACGUAUGAUAUUUUGUAGAGAAAGUGGUUUUGGGCUUUUUCUAAAGAUUUUCAGCAACAAGACUUACUAUUAAAGAGUUACCCUUUUUACCAGAGAACUACUUUUUCUGGAACAGCCUAUUUUCUCUGGCCCUGAAAGGUCACAUGAAAUAAGGUGUUUACGUAGCAUGAGAGUGUAAAUACCACCUUUGGCUAGCACCUGGCAUGUGAGUGCCAGCACCAACUCCCUCUGCAUCAGGUGUGGCACAAGUAGAGCAGGGGUAUCAUGCCCCAGCACUGGACAGCAUAGGACUUUGAUAGCCUCUCAAACCCAUUCCUGGCAUCUCCAACUGCCUCAAUCCUUUGUCUCCCCAACUGGGAUAUCUUAGCUCAAACACCUGUAGCCUGAAUGUAGGAGAGAUUUCGUUGGCACCUCCUUGACUCGGUCCCAGCCUUCUCUCCUCCUCCACUGAAAAGGGGUUACAGCUCCUUUUUAAAUUCCGUCUAGGAAAUGAGGCCCUGCCUCAGGUGAGAACAUGGGCCCAGCACCCAAGCUGCCCAAGCCACCCAGGGACGGCGAGAGGCCUUACAAUGUAGGCUUUUUCAUCCCUGGGUCUCAAAUUAAGAGAUGCAGCUGGCCUUUGGGUGCCGGUAAAAACCCUGGUUCAAAUUGCUUCUUUCAAAUCUUUUGCCUUUAUUCUGGUUCACUUUUUGCAGACACCCUUUGUUACUUCUCCCCUGAUAAGUAGAAACAAUUCAGUUUGUCAGCCCACUGAGGCACUAAACAGCAGCCAAUGCUGGCAUCCCUACCAGAAGCUAGAAGAGGAAGCCACCCAACAAAACACUAGAACCCUAAAAGGGUUCUUUUAUUUUUUUGACUUAAUUUGUCAAUUUAGAACAUUAUUCCUUGGUUACAAGAAUCAUGUUAUUUCCCUCCCUCCCCUCUUCCCCAGCCUUCCUGUAUUUUAUUGGGUAUUACAUGUGUCCUUGAUCAGAACCCAUUUCCAUGUUGUUGGUGUUUGCACUAGGAUGUUCCUUUAGAGUCGACAUCCCCCAGUUGUAUCUCCUCGACCCAUGUAGUCAAGCAGUUGCUUUUCAGUGUUUUUACUCCCAGUUUUUCCUCUGAAUGUGGAUAGUGUUCUUUCUCGUAGAUACCUCCAAGUUGAAAAGGGUUCUUUUACAGAAGAGUCCAAACCUCAUGGGACUGGAACUCAGGAUUCCUGAGUGCCAAAAUUCUGCAGUGUAAAGCUGUUUGCUGGUAAUAUUCUUCCUCUCCUAGCCAUGCCUCCUCUAGGGUCACACUGCUAGGAAGUGUGCUAGAUUUGAACCCAGGACCUCCAGUCUGGCUCUCAGUCUACUGAGCUACCCAACUCCACUAAGCAUUUUCAGAGGAAUACUGAGAACACAUUUUCCUUUCUAAAUUUCCAAGACCACCCAGUUUUGAGCAAAGCAAGAAGAAGAGUUGAAGGAGUGCCUGCUGGGUGAGGUAGAGGAGAAUUAAUCAUCAACCUGUCCUAGACAGCAGCUUCUCUGGCCUCUGUCCCUCAGCCCUUUGGAGAUUCAGAAACUGCUUGGUAGCCUUUCCUCUGGAACCAUAUGGCAUUUAAACAAGCCCCAAUUGUGAACAUUUUAUAUUUAGAACAUUUUUCUGUCAAACAGCAACACUUGAAAAUCAUCUCUUUCCCUCCCUCUUCCUGUCACGGAUGCUGCCAAAGGGUUCAUAAGUAUUGAAGAAUCGCUGAAGGAAGUGAGAUAGGGGGCUGUGGGUGACAUGAUUCAGGUGAGAGGUCGUUCUGUAAACCGGAGCAAUAAACACUAAUAGGAUUAAUAAACACCGUUGCCUCGGAAUUCCGAACCUAGUCCAACCCCUUUAUUUUAAAGGUGGGGAAACUGAGGCCCAGGAAAGUCCUGUGACUCGCCCAACUUGCGUUGGACUUGAGGUAUAUUGGAAAGGCCCGGAACCCUGCUCUGCCACUGACGAGUCACCGUGUGCCCUAGGGCGAGGCCCUGGCAUCUCGGGCUCUGCUUCCUCCGCUGGACUAAACGGGCUCCAAGGGCCCUCUACAUCUGUCGCUGGAGAGACCUGGACGAUUCCCUGGAUUUGGGUCCUUUCAUCGAAUCCAGGAUUAUCUCUUCGAGAGGGAAAAAGGAGUGGGACUCCUAGGGGACAGCGGGAGUCGCUGGGCAAGGGGGGGAACGAAGGGACUCAGCUUCCAGGGUCUGGGCUGUAUAUCCCCGCCGCCUGCCCUACGUCGUGGGGGCUGAAAGCACACCUCUGACUUCAAGUCUUAGUCCACACAACUGUGGGCCCCGCGCAUGUGCAAGGCUGGGAAUGUGGGCUUCGAGCUACGACCCGCGGGGGCGGGGCUUGUGAGUCGGAGAUGUGCUGCUACCGGUUGUCGUGACAACAACCAGGCAAGGGGCGUCUCCUUGUACUCUCCUGAACCCCGCCUCCUCAGUUGUCCAUUCCCGGCCUGAGCCGCCUUUGCGUCACGGGGUUGGUGGGUGGAUGGGGUGGCUUUUCUGUCGGCCCAAUGGCAGGGCAGGGCUAGCCUCCCCUUUAAGGAAUGUUGUGAAGUGACGUCACCGAACCGAGUUACCUUCUCCUCCGGGCCGCAGAAGCUCGGUUUUGAGAACCAGAGCGAACCCGAGCACGCACGAGCGAGCCUGGAGCAGCAGCAGCGGCAACACUCGGAUUCCUGACCCUGAACUUCCCACCCCACCCCUGCCCGACCUAGGCCCCGGCACGAUGCCCUCCGACCGGCCCUUCAAGCAGCGACGGAGCUUCGCCGACAGAUGCAAGGAAGUCCAGCAGAUCCGGGAGCAGCACCCCAGUAAGAUCCCGGUGAUUAUUGAGCGAUACAAAGGGGAAAAACAGCUGCCGGUCCUGGACAAGACCAAGUUCCUAGUCCCUGACCAUGUCAACAUGAGUGAAUUAGUGAAGAUCAUCCGCCGCAGACUCCAACUGAAUCCCACUCAGGCCUUCUUCCUCCUGGUAAACCAGCAUAGCAUGGUCAGUGUCUCCACACCCAUCUCAGAGAUCUAUGAGCAGGAGAAGGAUGAAGAUGGCUUCCUCUACAUGGUUUAUGCCUCCCAAGAGACCUUUGGCUUCUAAACAAAAAGGGGCAUGGAGUAUCCUGGCCCUGGGGAAAGAUAGUAGCUGGGGAGGUGACAGCCAGGUCCCCAAUUCCAGAACUAUAAAGCUCCUGUAACUACCCCCUCUCUGGGCCCCUUUCCCAGGACCCAAAGUAGGGGUAGUUGGCUUAGAUCAAUGCCAAACGAAGGACUUUGCCCACCCAGGGCUGGAGAGAGAAUAGAGGACAUCCUGUGUCAACAAUGAAUUUUCAUCUAUCCCAAUUCUGUGCACAUAUCAACUCUCGGUGCUACCCCCAGAUGCGAGAGCCCUGGGGGCCGCUGUCUGUCUGUGUGUCUGUGGUCGGGGGAUGAGAAUAUGUAUAUAUAAAUAUAUGGCAGGCCCCUCCCAGUUCUGAAGGUGGCCCUUGUUGAAAGUGGGAGGAGGAGAGGAGAAGGUGGGCACUUGUGGCCUUGGCCCUGCCUUGGCUCUGGUUUUUUUUUUGUUUUUUUUUUUUAGGCUCCUGUCCCUCCCAUCUUUAUUGCAUGCAGUUUGGACCCAUCCUGUGCUGGCAGCCACUCCAAGGACUGAGCUUUCCCUUGCGACCACAACUCUGCCUGCUGUUCCCUCCAUGUUAUGUACCACAAUGUCCUGGAGCACCAGUCUAUUUGAGCUAUCAUUACUCUAUAUAAAUAAAGAGAAAUUCAAGUUCUACCCA
Molecule: messenger RNA, 4331 nt
Organism: Monodelphis domestica (gray short-tailed opossum)
Lineage: Eukaryota; Metazoa; Chordata; Mammalia; Didelphimorphia; Didelphidae
Gene: MAP1LC3A
Product: microtubule associated protein 1 light chain 3 alpha
Source: RefSeq, a predicted model, not a curated record